Molecule: messenger RNA, 1628 nt
Organism: Pterocles gutturalis (yellow-throated sandgrouse)
Lineage: Eukaryota; Metazoa; Chordata; Aves; Pterocliformes; Pteroclidae
Gene: KLHL33
Product: kelch-like family member 33
Exons: 4
Molecular function (GO): protein binding
Source: RefSeq, a predicted model, not a curated record
UUCAGCGCCUGGCCCUGAGCUGCUCCUGUGACUUCUUCCGAGGCCUCUUCACUUGGCCCAUGCGGGAGGCCACUCACGACCCCGCUGCCCCGCUGGCCACGGGGCUGUCCCCCACUGAGCUGCGUCUCCUGCUCUCCUUCGCCUACACCGGGGCUGUGGCCUGGGGGCUGCUCACCCUCUGCUUGGAUGUUUUCACCCGUGGCCUGACCCCAGAGACCGGCCUGGACGUGCUGGGCUUUGCUGUGGCUUAUGGGCUGGCCCAGGUGAGACGUGUAGCAGAGGACUACAUCCUGGCCACCUUCCCCAGUGUGGUGGCCACACCGGCCUUCCUGGAUCUUCCCGCACACCUUCUCAUCCGCCUCCUCCGCUCUGACAGUCUCAAUGUCCUCAAUGAGCUGGAGGCGUUGGAAGCAGCAUCCCGGUGGCUUAUGGCCAAUGGAGAAGGCCAAGAGGAUCUCGCCAAGGAAGUCCUGUCAUCUGUUCGCUUUGCCCUCAUGUCCGGCCGGGAGCUGAAGAAGGUCCCGUCGGUGACUGCAGGGGUAGCUGACCCGAAGGUCCUCCGUGAGCUCGUGGUAGCAAGUCUGGCUCCCAUGGCCCAGCUGCCAUGCCGGGUGCGUUCCUUGCAAGAGGUGCUGGUGGUUUGCGGUGGAGACAAACUGACGGCCAACCUGGCGGCUCGGAAGCCCAGCAGACACCUCUGGUUUGCCCACCGCUACCUCAGUGGUGUGGGGCUGGUGAAGCAGGUGGAGUGGCGGGCACUGGGGCACUUUCCUGAUGGCCCACGCUUCCGCCACGCUGUAGCUGUGGUGGGCAACAACCUCUAUGUCCUGGGUGGAAAGCGCUACUACGGAGUCCGUGACACCCUGAACAGUGUCUACAGGUACCAGCCUAUGGAUGAUUCCUGGGAGCACCUGGCCAGCAUGACCUGUGGGCGGAGCAACUUUCCCGCUGUGGCACUUGGGGAUUUCAUCUAUGCCCUGGGGGGCACCUCGGGGGAGCUCUACUGCACAGACACUGUGGAGUGCUAUGACCUGGCCAACGACACCUGGAGGAGCUGCCAGCCUCUGCCGAUGGCUCUAUGCGGGCACGCAGCGUGUGCCCUGGAUGGUGCCCUCUACAUCUCCGGGGGCUGUGAUGCAGCGUGCCAGUGCCAGGCAGCCAUGCUGCGCUACGUCCCAGGUACGCCUGCCACAGUCCUGGCCCCUAUGAAUGGCCAACGAGCAGGGCACAUCAUGGAGGAGGCAGGUGGGCAGCUCUAUGUGGCCGGGGGGCUGUGCCAGCAGGACGGGCAGACUGGCUACAGGGACCAGCUGGCGUUUGAAGUCUACAGCCCCAAGAUGGACAUCUGGGUCCUCCUCAGCCCCCUGCCCCAUGCCCAUGUAGUUGGGGGGCCAGCCGUGCUGGGGGGUGAGCUGCUCGUACUGGGAGGGUACAGCCAUGAGACCUACCGGGACACCCACUUGAUCCACGCCUACCAGCCGGGCACCCGGCGCUGGAUCACCCGGGGCACCUUGCCUCAUGCCUAUACUGACCUCCAGGCUUGUGUCCUCACUGUACCCUCUGCCUUGCGUGGGCCCAAAUGCCUUGAGGGUCCGCCGAGGUCACCUGACACCUGCAAUAAUAUUUAG